Molecule: messenger RNA, 954 nt
Organism: Lithohypha guttulata
Lineage: Eukaryota; Fungi; Ascomycota; Eurotiomycetes; Chaetothyriales; Trichomeriaceae
Exons: 1
Coding region: 1-954 (317 amino acids)
Cellular component (GO): endoplasmic reticulum; Dsc E3 ubiquitin ligase complex
Source: RefSeq, a predicted model, not a curated record
AUGACCCACCUCAUUCCACCCAAGCAGGCAGUUCGUACCCUAGAUACAUACCCGAACACAAACCACAGCUAUGAAGUGACAAUCCGCUUCUCAGCGUCCAUAUCGGACCUCCCGCUCUCCGUUCCCGCCAACAAUGGACCAACCACCGCAACUCUCAAGCAGCUCGUUCGAGCCUCUCUCCCAGUAGACCUAAAGGACAAGCGGAUUCGUCUGAUCCACGCAGGCAAGGCACUUGAUGAUGCCGUACCACUCUCUACAAGCCUGAAACGGCUGGUCAGCAGACCUCCAAGCCGAGUCGCUACACCAGGACCCUACGAUUCGGGCGCUGAUUCAGAGACUGGCGACAAGAGCAAAGUCAAAGGCAAGCAGGCAGUGCGUGAAAUAACGUUAGCACGCGUCUAUAUACACUGUUCAAUCGGCGAUGUGACCCUGUCACCAGAAGACCUAGAAGCAGAAGCAGCUCUCGCAUAUCCCACCCAGAUUGAAAAGCAGGACACUACUACCCAGCAGUCGCAAGAUGAGUCCAACACAAAUACAACCACACCCGCUCCUCGAGGAUUCGAGCGGCUCCUCACAGCAGGCUUCACCGCCUCUGAAGUCGCAGCUCUCCGACUGCAAUUCAUGUCCAUCCAGUCUCAUACACAUACUCCAGAUACGAUGCCCAGUCCGAACGCGCUGCGAGCGAUGGAGGACCAAUGGCUUGAUAAUUCUGGUUCUCUAGGUCUUGACGAGACUGCUGCUGGAGCAACUACAGCAGGAGGAAUUGAGGACGACAGUGCACGAGGAGCGCUGGAUGACAUGAUUUGGGGCACUACAUUUGGUUUCUUCUGGCCUGUAGGAUGUUUGAUUUGGGGUUUGAGAGAAGAAGGCAUAUUUAGUCCCAGGCGAAAGAUUGCAAUCGCUGUUGGGGUUGUGUUGAAUCUUGGAUUAGGCUUUGUUAGAUGGGGUGGGUAG